Aplosporella prunicola CBS 121167 is the source of this 345-nucleotide messenger RNA. RefSeq lists its product as uncharacterized. The record is from RefSeq and is a predicted model, not a curated record. Bases 1 to 345 code for a protein of 114 amino acids. The transcript is spliced from 2 exons. Gene Ontology annotation, molecular function: catalytic activity. Lineage: Eukaryota; Fungi; Ascomycota; Dothideomycetes; Botryosphaeriales; Aplosporellaceae. Gene Ontology annotation, biological process: DNA repair.
AUGUCGAAGCCAGUAACGGAGUACCAGACACGCGUCUACACGCUGCUACAGCAGAUUCCUCAGGGCAGAAUCACCUCGUACGCGGCGCUAGCUCGGGCGUUGAAGUCGUCGCCGCGCGCAGUUGGCGGCGCGCUGCGCAACAACCCCUUCGCGCCCGAGGUGCCUUGCCAUCGCUGCAUUGCGAGCACCGGAUUUAUCGGCGGAUUCAAUGGCGACUGGACCAAAGUGCCGAGCGGCCUAAACUGCGAGAAGAAGCUGAAGCUUCUGUCGGAGGAGGGAGUGGCAUUUGAUACAAAGGGCAUGCUGCUGGACAAAUCGUGUUGGUGGGACGAGUUUAGGGUGUAG